AUUUCAGUGCCAGAUCAUGAACGAUCCAAGGUGAACCUUGGCAACUUCAGGGAGUUACUAAUGGAAGCUGGAGAAGAGAAAUCAAAGAAACCAGAAAAUAAGGAACGUGAAUUCCCGUAUCUGGCGAGCAAACUUCCUCAGUCGACGCUGAAGAACUUCGACUGGUUCGAGGAGAGACGCAUUUUUAAGAAACUCUGUCGAGGAGAUCCUAUGCCACACGCGCCUCAAAGCCCAGAGAGACUCAGGUGUUACUACAAGACAGGCCAUCCUCUUUGUACCAUUAAACGGUGUCCCAUUGAGGUGGUCUUUACAAACCCGGACAUCAUGAUCCUGCGCAAUAUAAUGAGUGAUGCUGAAAUCGACAAAGUUAUAAAGAUAUCAAAACCUUUGCUCAGUAGAGCAACUGUUCAUAACCCAAUAACGGGACAGCUGGAGUUUGCACACUACAGGAUAAGCAAAAAGUACGUAAGUUAAAAAAUAUAUAUCAGUUAAAUCAGUAACUAAAAGUUUUCUUUUAAAAAAUCAUUUUUUUAUAAGUAAAAGAAAAGCGAG
Messenger RNA from Orbicella faveolata, 552 nucleotides. RefSeq names its product prolyl 4-hydroxylase subunit alpha-1-like. The record is from RefSeq and is a predicted model, not a curated record. Lineage: Eukaryota; Metazoa; Cnidaria; Anthozoa; Scleractinia; Merulinidae.